Molecule: messenger RNA, 353 nt
Organism: Dentiscutata heterogama
Lineage: Eukaryota; Fungi; Glomeromycota; Glomeromycetes; Diversisporales; Gigasporaceae
Source: the annotation of a GenBank genome assembly
GCAAAAAGGUGGUGAUCGUGAAAAAUGUGGAUGAAGGUACCAAGGAACGCCCGUACGCUCAUGCCGUCGUUGCUGGGAUCGAAAGAUAUCCACUAAAGGUUACCAAAAGAAUGGGACAAAAACGUAUCGCUAAAAGGUCAAGAAUCAAGCCUUUCAUUAAGGUCAUAAAUUAUAAACACCUAAUGCCUACACGUUAUGCCUUCGAAUUGGAAGAUAUUAAACAAAUCGUUAACCAAGACUGUUUUAAAGAACCUUCUCAACGAGUUGCAGCCAAGAAAGCAGUAAAGAAGGCUUUACAGGAUAGAUAUAAAGCAGGAAAGAAUACAUGGUUCUUUGCUAAACUUAGAUUCUAA